Paramecium pentaurelia is the source of this 771-nucleotide messenger RNA. The record is from the annotation of a GenBank genome assembly. Lineage: Eukaryota; Ciliophora; Oligohymenophorea; Peniculida; Parameciidae.
AUGUAGAAUAAUAAAUAAAAUCAAGCAUGCCCUAAAUCUCUUAGAAGUAAAUUUUAAAUGUAUUCUUAGCAAAGGAAAGUACAUUAACUAAGCAUUCAGAGGCAUUUAGUAUUGGAGAAUCUAGAAUACUAGAUCCAAAAGAUAAUUUAGAAUUGCAAGUUCUUCGAUAUCCACAUACUCAUAUGUUUUAAAAUCCCAGUGUUCAACUUAUGCCCAGCUUUCCAAAUUUCUUAUUUAGUAAUUAAUACAAUACAACCAUUGCUGAUCAAUUAUUACAUUCUUAAAUGAUGCCUUAAAGCAAUGCUUUCUAGGCUAUGCCUUUAAAAAGUCUGGCUGCUGAAGGAAUGAGAAUAGUUUGUGAAAUCGAUAUUUUAAUGUUGAGACACUAUUAUCAAUUAAGAGAAUAGGUAAAAAGUUCUUUAAAUUUUUAGAUUUUUAACAAACACAAUUAAUCAACAUCAAAAAGAAUGGAUAACAACUCAAAUCAAAUCGAUUGGAUUAAAGGUAGAUUCCAAUAUCGAUUUAAAGAAAGGAUCAGUAAAAUGAUGUGCAAAUUAGUAGAUGAAGUUAAAUCACUUUUAAAUAAUAAGACUGAGGAUGAUCAAUAAAUAAAUAUUGAGAAAUUAAGAUUCUCACCAGAGGAACUAAUUUAACUUGAUAAAGAACUUAAAGAAAAAAGAGAAGAUUCAUCUGAAUACUUAGAUCCUUAUGAAGUAUGUAGAAGAAUUGCUAAACUAAUAGAGAUGUAUUUUAGGAGUUCUGAUUAAUGAU